Molecule: messenger RNA, 1251 nt
Organism: Pyricularia pennisetigena
Lineage: Eukaryota; Fungi; Ascomycota; Sordariomycetes; Magnaporthales; Pyriculariaceae
Exons: 4
Coding region: 1-1251 (416 amino acids)
Biological process (GO): pyruvate decarboxylation to acetyl-CoA
Cellular component (GO): intracellular membrane-bounded organelle
Molecular function (GO): pyruvate dehydrogenase (acetyl-transferring) activity
Source: RefSeq, a predicted model, not a curated record
AUGCUUUCCAGAGGCCUGAGGAUAGGUCGCGCAGCGCAGGCUCCCCUGCGUCAGCGGACACAGGCGCCCUUUGUUGCUGUUGCCCGCCGAUGUGUUACCACUGAUGCAGCAUCCGCCCACGUCGACAAGGGCGCAGUUCCCAAGUCCGACGAUGAGCCCUUUACUGUCAACCUGAGUGAUGAGAGUUUCGAGACAUAUGAGCUGGACCCUCCCCCGUACACAUUGGACGUGACGAAGAAGGACCUGAAGCAGAUGUACUACGACAUGGUUGUCGUCCGGCAAAUGGAGAUGGCCGCCGAUAGGUUGUACAAGGAAAAGAAGAUUCGGGGUUUCUGCCAUCUGUCGACGGGACAGGAGGCUGUUGCUGUCGGCAUUGAGCAUGCCAUCAACAAGUCGGACGACGUCAUCACCUCGUACCGAUGCCACGGGUUUGCCUACAUGCGGGGCGGUACCAUCCGCUCCAUUAUUGGUGAGCUCUUGGGUCGCCGUGAGGGUAUCGCCUACGGCAAGGGUGGCUCCAUGCACAUGUUCGCAAAGGGGUUCUACGGCGGUAACGGUAUCGUCGGUGCUCAGGUCCCCGUCGGUGCGGGUCUUGCCUUUGCCCAGAAGUACACUGGUGGCAAGAAGGCCAGUAUCAUCCUGUACGGUGACGGUGCCAGCAACCAGGGCCAAGUCUUUGAGGCUUUCAACAUGGCCAAGCUGUGGAACCUCCCCGCCCUGUUCGGCUGCGAGAACAACAAGUACGGUAUGGGUACCUCGGCCUCGCGCUCCUCGGCUUUGACCGACUACUACAAGCGUGGUCAGUAUAUUCCCGGUCUCAAGGUCAAUGGUAUGGACGCUCUUGCCGUCAAGGCAGCUGUCAAGUACGGAAAGGAGUGGACUGAGUCCGGCAACGGCCCGUUGGUUCUCGAGUACGUCACCUACCGGUACGGUGGCCACUCCAUGUCCGACCCCGGAACCACCUACCGCACUCGUGAGGAGAUCCAGCGCAUGCGUUCGACCAACGACCCGAUUGCCGGCCUCAAGCAGAAGAUGAUGGACUGGGAUGUUGUGACUGAGGAGGAGCUCAAGAGCCUCGACAAGAAGGCCCGCAGCUUCGUCAACGAGGAGGUCAAGGCCGCCGAGGCUAUGGCCCCGCCCGAGCCGACCCAGAAGAUCCUCUUCGAGGACAUCUAUGUCAGAGGCACGGAGCCUGAGUUCAUCCGCGGCCGUACCCCCGACGAGCUCUUUUACUUUGAGAACAAGAACUGA